Molecule: messenger RNA, 4058 nt
Organism: Meleagris gallopavo (turkey)
Lineage: Eukaryota; Metazoa; Chordata; Aves; Galliformes; Phasianidae
Source: RefSeq, a predicted model, not a curated record
CCCGGGCCGCGCCGUGCAGCUGCAAGUGGGUCAGAGAUGGGUGUUUUGUGAACCGGCGCUGUAGAAAUAAUGAUCUCAUUUCUGCCGUCUAUAAAUAAAUGAAGGUGAAAGGGCACAUUUCCUACUUCCAGCCCUUCGGAGACUGGAUUAAGACUGGCUGACGGACAGAGAUUGUCCAAAUACGAAUAGAUCUUAAAUUAUUACUUCGCUGCGACUGGUAUCUAAAAGGUCACGCUGUGAAACAUACCUCUGAGGAAUCGUAAUGUUAGUUAUGUCAUUGAUGACAGUCAAUAGUGUUUUUCUGGCUGUUGGGGAUGCAGGGGGAGGCGAUUGUGAGGGAGAUGUUUAUUUGCACGGUGCCGGUUUUCCUUACACCAUUAGCACUAUGAGCUGGGGCUCCUGGGGGCUCUGUUUGUGCUGCUGAAGCCCACUGGAGCCCCCUGGUUUUGCUGUGCGAUCUUAAAAUCGCUUUCAUGCAACAAUUAGAGUAUGCUUGGAAGUGUUUCUUUGCAUUUGGAUGUUUGGAGAUGUACAAUCUGUUGGGCUGCUGGGGAGAAACAGGGAGCCCUGGGUGCAGGGAGCGGUGUGCAGGAGGCAGCCCUGCCUGCCCAGCACAGACCCAUAACCUUUCUACUUGAGUUUUGACACACCUGAUGAGCAGAACAGCAUGCGCUGGGGAUCUCUUGGCCUGAAAAUGCUCCCUGGCCCUGCGCACAGCUGCAGGCAGCACCUCUUCCCAGUUGGUGCAUCACAAGGGCUCUGUGGCCAUCGACCCCCCUGCACCUCCUGCAGCCCUGCCAGUGCUCAUCCCGUUGCAGGGGCUCGCCCCGUGCCUGCUGCAGCAUCCUCAGAAGCUGCUCUAUGAGAGGCAUUGCUCAGUGCAAAGCCUCACCGUCUCCCUGGGAAACGAUGUGAGCUGCUUUCACAUCCGUGGGCUCGGAUUUUGUUUUUGAGCUAAAUGCAGGUUUCUGAUCCCACACACUGUGUGUGCUGCUGCUCCUGCUGCAUCUUGCAUGAGAUUUGGAAAAAAAAUUCACCAUGUAUACUUGGGCUGCAUUGCUUGGUCUUCUCCAGCCUCCCUGGGGUGCCCCAAUGAGCUUAGAAGAGAACAAAUAUUAAUGAGGAUUCCAACCUGGCUAUCAGCCACUUGUCCCUUUGGCUGGUGGCCCUGGGGACUGUCAUUGACAUAUUGUCCUUGCAGCACCCUGCAGCCCCCUCCCGUCUCCUGGCCUCUCUGGCACAUGUCAGUGCCUGCUUGGGGUGCCUGGACCCCAGCUCUGGGCUGUCUCCCAGCCCUGUCCCAGCAGCCAUGGGACGCAGAGGCCAAACCGGUGUUCCUGGUUCAGCAUCCCAUGCUCUGCCAGCUACACAGCCUUAUUGCUGUCAUCAUCACAAGGCAUUUAUCGGACUUGCCUAAUGGGUGCUUGUGAGUUAAUUGAUGAGGGCAGGAGCCUUGCUUUGCACGGUUUGCAACAACUCUUGCAGCCUCGUGCUGAGUAAUAGGUGCCAGUCACAAUGCUCCUGGCUGUUCCCGUUUACUUUCACUGUUCAGCCUGAGCUGUUCCUCCAGCAGGCAGCCAAGGGCUCCCAGGCUGCCUACCCUCCAUGAUAUUGGGGUGCCUGGGACCACGCUUGCUUUUCCCAUUAUCUGCAUCUGUAGUGCACACUUUGAUCCCACUUGGAACGAGAGCCCUGCAGGCACCACGUUGCACAAAGUUCUGCGUUUACACAAGCAGGGGAAAGGUUAGUCAGAAGACACCAAUGAUGAGUUUGGAAGGGAAGCUGGUGCCUUCAAUAUCCCCAACUGGCUGUUUCCCUUGCUGCAGAUCAGCAAGGAGAAGAAAAGCAGCAGAGUAAUCCUAACCUUGUUUUUCUCUUUCAACAGUGAGCCACAGCACCCACAGCAAGCAGAACCUGUGCCAAUAGGAGGAGGAGAGGAUCGCUAGAGAGUAGGGCCAGGCCGGAGGAGCAGCAUGGACCUCGAUGUGCUCAACAUGUUCGUCAUCGCUGGCGGCACCCUGGCCAUCCCCAUCCUGGCCUUUGUGGCCUCCUUCCUGCUGUGGCCCUCUGCGCUCAUCCGCAUCUACUACUGGUACUGGCGUCGAGCCCUGGGCAUGCAGGUCAAAUACGUAAACUAUGACGACAGCUAUCAGUUUUGUUAUUCCUAUAGAGGAAGACCUGGGUACCGGCCAUCUAUCCUGAUGCUGCAUGGCUUCUCAGGCCACAAAGACAUGUGGCUGUCCAUAGUCAAGUUCCUCCCCAAGAACCUGCACUUGGUGUGCGUUGACUUGCCUGGGCAUGAGGGCACAACCCGCUCAGCCUUGGAUGAUUACUCCAUUAUGGGACAAGCAAAGAGGAUCCACCAGUUUGUGGAGUGCAUCAAGCUGAACAAGAGGCCCUUCCACCUCGUCGGCACCUCCAUGGGUGGGAACGUUGCCGGGGUUUAUGCCGCGCAGUACCCAGAGGAUGUGUGCAGCCUGUCUCUGAUUUGUCCUGCAGGGUUGCCGAGCUUCACCGAUAGCAAGUUUGUCAAGAUGCUCCGGGAGCUGAAGGAGUCCGAGCGCACCGACAGGAUCCCACUGAUUCCCUCCACACCCGAGGAGAUGGCCGACAUGCUGAAACUCUGUUCCUAUGUUCGAUUCAAGGUGCCACAGCAGAUCCUUCAGGGCCUGGUGGACGUCCGCAUCCCACACAACGAUUUCUACCGAAAAUUGUUUUUAGAAAUUGUGGAUGAGAAGUCCCGGCACUCUCUCCAUGAGAACAUGAACAAGAUCAAAGCACCGACGCAGGUCAUCUGGGGAAAGCAGGACCAGGUCCUGGAUGUUUCUGGUGCUGACAUCUUAGCAAGUGCCAUCCCGGACUGCCACGUGUCCAUCCUGGAGAACUGUGGCCACUCGGUGGUGGUGGAGCGGCCACGCAAGACAGCAAAUCUCAUCCUGGAGUUCCUGGCAAUGCUGCACAGCACAGGCAACAGCAAGAAGCAGGCGUGAUGGGGCUGGAGCCGUGCCGAGGCCGCGUCUCAGAGCUGUAACACAUCGAAGCAUUGAUGAGUUCUCAGGGAUUUGUACAAACCAUGGUGAACGUGCCAAAGUCCCUGAGGCAGGCAGAGUCACUGACACACCGACCUAGAGCACUGCUGACACAGCGACCUAGGACCUCUGAGCAGCCCACAUAGAUGCAGGAACAGGACCUGAACCUUUUCUACUCCUAAGUUACAGUAGAAAUGAGCAGAAACCACAACCCGCUAGCCACGCAGUGUGUUGAAGCUCCCAAUGCAGCCCACGUUGCCCACAUUACUGGCACACAGUUGUGAAUGACAUCCCCUGGACUCUGACAAACGCAGGGGACAGGAGGUGUCCCGGAGCAGGACUCGCCGUGUUCCCAGCCCUGCCCGCCGCGUUGCAUGCUGCCGUGCUGUGCGAACCCCGCGCUCUGGGCACGGCGCUCCUUUCCUUGCUCAGAUGAUGAGAGAGAUCACGUGGAAGUCACACGGCUGUGUGUGUGAAUGCCUUCACACUUCGGCUGUGCAGAUUUCAGAUCCCUGAGCAGCUCCUGUGCAUGUGUGAUGCCUUAACAGCCUGUGAGCAGCCCAUGGGGCAGGGCGAGCGUGGGGCGAGCGCAUCUCGGCUCUUCGAUGUCCCCUCGUGCUGCAGAAUGCUCCGAUGUACAUAACACAUUUCUUAAUGAAUUCCGUGAAUUCUGCGAAUGGUGACGGUGCUGAAAAUGUGUGGAAGAGGGGAACCGGCCGGUGCGUGACGGCCAUCGUGCCCAGGUACCUGUACAUAUAUUUGGAACUCCCCAGUGGUUUCUCUGCUCUUUUUGAGAGAAGAAACAUUUGUUCUUUUGGAAAAUGAGCAAUUUCCUGUUAAUCGCUUGUUAUGGUUUCUACUAAAGGAGUUGAUUUAAAAAAACAUAAUUAAAAAAAAAAAUCACUGAUAGUUUUAUGUGGUAAAAGCCAGAAAAGAAAUGUUUGGGUAUCUGUAUGGUUUCUCAUAUGCCACAGAUUGCUGUCUGCAGAGGAUUUCUAUGGCAAUUAAAAUCUAGGAAUUUAAAGAGCA